AUGGCCGCCCAGACAGAGUCGACGCGCUCUCGCAUCGAAAACAUCAAGACCGACCUUCGAGCAACGACGUCAUGCACAGACACGACCGUAACAACUCUACAAGAUCUACUGUGCCGCAGAAAUGAGGAGCCCGCGCAGAAGGAGAAUAUGGGGGUGAAAGUCCCUGGAGCAUUGAGGAGGAAGGCGAAUGCAGCGAAGUCUGCCACAAGCAAAGAGGCGCCCAAGGCAGAGCUCACGGUACUUGCACCGAGAGAGAAGUACAUCCUGGCCACCGAGAUCGCAAAUUUGUCUCUGAAGACGCUCGCCGACGCGCUGAAGAAUCGGCCGUCCACCCCGCCCUCGCGAACCUCGUCCAGACCCGCACCCGCCGACAGCUCAACGCGCAAAGCUGCACAACCGCCCACUGCCACCCAGAAGGCUCUGAAGGAACGAUCCGUAUCGCAGACAACGAACACAGCCAAACGCACUCCGGCGUCAACACGACCUUCAUCUGCCGCCUCGUCCGCGCCAGGACAAGAUGUGGGCUUGGUAGCGACCGCAGAGUGUGCCAGAACGGCAUUUGCAUACUUGGGUACAGCAGAAGCCAAGAAGGUCCUGGGUAAAGAUGGAGCAGAGCUGCAGGUGGAGAGCGGAGUAGUGGCUCUUGUCGGAAAGCUCGUAGCGCUUGGAUUGGACAAUCUAGCGGUCAAGGAGAUCAGGCUUCUGAAGAGGAGGUUGGAAGUCUUCCUAGGUCAUGCAGAAGUCAAGAAUCCCAGUGUAGCUGUCAAGAAGAGUGGAGUGCAGCACGAUGCUGCAGUGGAGAAGGAGAGCCUUGCGGCGCUUUUGCGCUUUGGACACAUCGAACCGACGAAUCCUGCCCUUCCAAUCGUUGCCAACCUUCAGACCUAUACACUGCGCGUUAUGGCGAGACUGAAGAAGGCUUCCACCAUCGAAUCUUCUUGGGAUUAUCUGCAACUAUCCAACGACUCAUCCCCUGCGAACCUCCUUCAGCAGCUGGCGACCACAUCGACCGGCGCAGCGAAAGCAGCACGACAACUCGAGUCUCUUGCCCAGACUGUCCUUGCACUGUGUCCGAGCAUCUCGGCCCUAGAAGAUGGGGCUCCCUUCCAGCCUUCGCCCGAGACCGUCCUUCGACUGCAGCACCUCGCCUUCACAGUACGGAAGAGGUGGUGGGCGUUGGCUAAGCACAAAACCAAUGAGGAACGUGAGCUUGUUGAGCCCUUCACAAAGUGCUUGGUCGCUUACGCUCGGCGGUCAAAGCAAUCACCCGCGGACAAGUACAGUUUGUCAAAGUCGUUGAGCACAGAGCUUCUGGGCCAGCAUAAUCUGACAUCUGGCGCCGCUAGCUCUUUCGCGCUGAUCACCAAAACACUCUGCACUCUUGCACAGGCUGCGGGCCUAUCUGAUGAGGCCUUACGAUGGCUUGAUACUCCCGAAGCCAGUGCAUCGAUCACGAGCUCUGCAGCGAAACAAGCAUGUCGAUUACUUCGCAUUGCAACUGUCUCGUUGGAAGCUGCGAAUAAAGGUGCAGACAAGCCCGGGCUCGAGGAAGCUAUCAGUAUGGCUCUGAAGGCAUUGCAGGGCAGUCUGGGUGGAUCCUCCACAGACCUCGAUUCGCUAUUCAUGGAGGCUAACGCACUGAGGCGAGCCGCAACACGCUCGCUAGCAGCAGGCUUGUCUACCAGAUCUCUCAGCUCGGAAGAUUUGGCAACACAGGCUCGUGCUAUCUCGAUGAUUGCCGCAAGCGUACACUUCUCCGCGAGAUUCAUAGGACGAAGGAGCGUGACAGAGUCAGAUUCAGAUCCACAACGUCGGCAUGAAGAUCGUAUCAAUAUGGCUUGGAAGUGCACGAAGAGCAUUGUCGAAUCAGUCCUCACAUGUUGUAAGCGGUCAACGAGCAGUCCAGAGCUCUGGUCGGAACUGGACAUCAUUCUUCAAGACUGUUGUUACAUACUUCGGAGGCUCGGCGAGGAGUCCGAAGGUGGAGUGGUGACUGAUCUGCAAGCUGGAGAUGUGGUCUCGUCGUGCCUUGUCAAACUGUCCAACUCAUACUGGAACACAUAUCUGCAACUACGGAAUGCUGCGGCCAUCGAUCCAGGUCUCCUUUUGGUGGCUAUGCGGCGUUCAAUUGACCUUGUAUCAGAGGGCUCAGAGGCCCAGCAGGAGGCGGGUCAUCUAGCCAUGAAGCUUGAGCGUCUUGGUGAAACUUUGGAUAAUCUCCAGAAACCCGAGGAGUCACGCAAGGCUUUUGGACAGUGCAUCGGAUACCACAUCUACCUUAACGACCAAGCGCUCACAAAGUACUUCGCACAGUACUCGCUUCAGACACUGUUUGAAGGAGACGGUAAGUUCAGUACUAUCGGCAGGCUGUUGAAAGCUCUCCAUCGUUCGUACCUUCUUCACGGCGUUAAGCGCGCCAGCGAUCUCGCAUACCACGAUGACGCAUAUUUACAGCCUGAUGUCCGGGGCGCAAUCUUGGAAUGGCAACUGAUACUGUAUUCCAAGACCCUCUCCAGAAAUAGGCAAUGGGAUAUGAACCUCAAUCACUCCAUCAAGACACUCACUGAUCACCUUCUCGACAUAUACACCCUCGAGAGAUACCCUAUACGGCGUCUAAGAUGCAUCAACCUGUUUCUUCAGCUUUCGCAAGAUCACCCACAUACUGUGUCGCACAGCCUACUACCAUCAGAAACCUCGCCAGACAAUCUUGCCACAGUGGACUUCUCCGAGGAUAGAGGCUUAUCUAAGCUCAAGGAGCAUUUGAGCGCUCUCUGUAGCUUCAAGCUGGCGAUGCAACAGACUUCUCCACCAACCGAGGCACUGCGACAAUGCUUUGCGACCUGGGAGUUCCUCGCGAAAUCUGCUCCAUGUUGGAGUGCUUUGGUCGAACGCAUUGGCGAUACCGACAGCUGGAUCCACGACAUUCGAGCGUGUGUUGAUUAUCUCAACGCCAAAGGCGAGGAGUAUCUCGCGUUGCCUGUUUUGCACCUCUUGGUGACGAUCUUCGAGCUACAGAACGACACAGAUGCUUCGGAACUUGUCUGCAGUCUUUCGGCACUCUCUUUGCAAUUCCUACGACUCGGCUAUACUGGUCAGGCUGGUCUGUCACUGGCGAAAGCAGAGCUCCUUGUUGUUCGCCAGACAGCAUUAACGGAAGCCAAGCUAAAGUGGUACACGGCCUACGCGGAGUACCUCUUCCGCAUCGGCAACACUGAAAAAUGUGCUACCACUCUGGCUACGGCCGAGUCUAUCGCACGCAAUGAUGCUGCUUUCAUGGACUUGUCGACAUCCUCUGCCACUAUAUCACAACGUUUACGCUACAACAGCGUUCUGGCAAAUGCCUGUUAUGUAUAUUCCCUACUCGCUGCUUCCAAAGGAGCCCACAAGGAAGCUGCAAGAUACGCAAAGCAGAGUGUCACGCUCAACCGCCGUAUGUGGGCUGCACUCGAGUCCAAAAUUAAUGCACAGAAGACACUUGCUGAGAGCGACACAUCGAUCCUAGAUGGCCCAAGUAGAGCAGCUACUGAUCUGCUGGCAUCCAUGCGUGACGACAAGGGCACACCUAUAGUAUCUUCGAACACUCACGAAGUCCUCGGGGGCGCAGACUUCUGGUUCAUGGUUCCUUCGCUAUACCGCGGACUUAUGCAACACUCACAGGUCUUCGCAAACCAGGGACUAUUGCAAGAGGCAAUAUACGUGGCAGAGCAGGCAGAGAAGGUCGCAUUGGCGACACGCUCGCCAACUCUCAUGACCGAUAACGCAAGCUGGCAGGCGGCAUGCUGGGCACAAAGCGGCAGACCCGACAAAGCUGGACCACUGCUCAAAGCUCUUGAGCAUCCUUCCGACCGCAAGACUCUCUCCGUUGCAGCGUAUCACUCAGCCAUUGCGAGAGUACAUCAUGGCACAGGAGAUUUCGACGAAGAGAUUGCAUCCUAUGGUGUACUAGAACAGCUUCUGGACGAUCUUACUAGUCCACCCUACAUCAGAUCCCUCGGUGCUAUACAUCCAGAUCUCGAUUCUCUUGCUUCGCAGAUAGCUGGAAUGAGCCUCGAUUCCACCAAAGCUAAGCCCACUAAAGCACCAUCACUCACCAAAGUACAAAAGCCCGCAGCAAAGCCGCCCUCCAGAUCAACAUCACGUUCAGGUGCUCGAUCUGCUACCGGUGUCCGUUCGCGAGCUGGCGCAGCAAGUGCUGUGAGUGCGGCAAGCACAUCAAAGGUUACUCCGAAAAGCCGACACAAGAGCAUGAUCGCCGCUCUGAGCACGGAGACAGUGAGCACUUCAGAUCAAUGCACGACACUGCGCGCUCUCCAGGCAGAGACGUUCCAUCGAGGCGCUCUUGCGAACUUAUCACAAGAGAACUUGGUAGCAGCAACGGCUUUGAUCGAACGAGUGCAAGAGCUCCAAGUUGGCGCCGAUCGUGACGUCCAGCACACCUGGGCGAAGUUCAAGCUCAUGCUUGCAGAGAGUGCCCAGCAAAUCGCUGCGGACUUUGCUUUCAACACACUGCCCGAAUCUACGAUUGCCUUUCCUGCUAUUGGCACGAAAGACAGAAGGAUGUCCGAAGGCGUGCUUGUGAAGAGAGGUGCGCCUACAGCUCCCACAAAAGCUAAGGGUAGCCGUACCAAGAAAGCAGAAGCGGUUGCAAGGAUCGACUUCACUGAUACACUGCGUCAGGCUCGUGAACACCUGCUCCAGGUUCACGCUUUGACCGCUACGCACGGCUCAAACCACUUGUUCCGGCAGGUCUCAAGCGCACUUGGCCAUAUUACAGUUCUGCUAUCAGCUGUUUCUGAAGCACGUGGCUCUGUGCAUCCGCUGUACGCUGCGUACACCAGUGAGAUUCCGAAAAUCAACGCCAUGCGACUCGCACAAGAAUUUGUAGAGUCUGAGAAAGAGCAGUUAUCGCGCGAAGAAUGCUUGAGCUGGCCGCUGCUCGAAGCGUCCGACUUCAGUCUCACGUCUGCGUCUGAUUUCCAGCAGGAGUACAUCGAUAGUAUUCCAGAGUCUUGGAGCGCCAUAUCGCUUGGUCUGAACGAAGCUCGUGACGAGCUCUACGUCACACGUUUUGAAGCUGGCGUUGCUCCUUUCGUCCUUCGCUUGCCACUCGCCCGUCAUGUCUCGCGCGAUCUCGAUGAAGACGAAUUCACGUUCGAGGAUGGCAAGCGAGACUUCGAGGAGAUUAUCGAGCUUAGCGAUUUUAGUACUCGCGGGACGAAGAAUUUGACUUCAAGAGAAGCUCGUCAGCAAUGGUGGGACGAACGUGAGGCUCUUGACACACGCCUCCACGAGCUGCUUGUGAACAUGGAGAACAUCUGGCUUGGUGGCUUCAAAGGCAUUUUUUCUCAGCAUGUGCGACAGCCCGCACUCCUUGCUAAGUUUCGGAAGGCAUUCGAAGAUGUGCUGAACCGGCACCUGCCCUCACGCAGCAUGAAGACGCAACCCAAACGGCCUGUCCUGGAUGCCAGAGUUCUGGAACUCUUCAUUGGGCUUGGAGACCUCACAAGCGAAGAACUUGACCUCGACGAGGCCUUGACAGACCUCAUCUACUUCAUUGUCGACAUAUUGCAGUUCAACGGAGAAGCGAACGCAUACGAUGAGAUCGACUUCGACGCCAUGGUGAUCGAAACGCAGGAUGCUCUGAAAGCAUACCACAGCGCCGCCCGCAUACCAUCGCCAUUCACGCCGCACACUAUCCUGAUUCUGGACAAUAAUCUCCAUGGCUUCCCGUGGGAGUCUCUACCUUGCCUCUCAAAGCUCUCGAUCUCGCGCCUCCCCUCACUCGCCGCGCUCCGUGAGCGCCUCCUCACACUCCGCCCCUCAAGCGCAGACGGCGCCGCACCAGGCCACUACAUUGCCGCAGCCAACGGCGGCACCACCAUCCUCAAUCCCGGCGGCGAUCUGGAAAACACCUCCAAAACCCUGCAACCUGUCAUCGCCUCCCUGCGCGGAGAGUGGACACACAUCUCCUCGCGCGCCCCUAGCGAAGCUGAGUUCUCCACUGCCCUCGGCACCCGCGACUUACUGCUAUACUUAGGCCACGGCAGCGGCGCGCAAUUCGUGCGUCAGAAAAGCGUGCGCAAAUUGUAUCCCGGUAAGCAAGAUGCCGGGUCUGCGAAGCCGGGGUGUGCGACCAGUUUCCUCUUCGGUUGCUCCUCUGUGCACCUCACAGAGAACGGCAUCUAUGAACCAAGUGGUAUGCUGCAAUCCUACCUCACGGCCGGCGCGCCCGCGGUCGUGGGAAUGCUGUGGGAUGUCACGGACAAAGAUUGUGAUCGGUUUGCUGUACGGUGUGGUGAGCUGUGGGGGCUGUGGCCUGAGGACGAGCAUCCCGAGACUAAGCCGGGUAAGACGCCGAGGAAGGGGAAGGCGAAGGCGAAGAAGCAGGAUAUUGCCGCCGAGGGCGUGAGGAAGGGCGAGUAUAUACGUGGUGUGGGGCUGGACGAGGCGGUCAGGGAUGCGCGACAAGCUUGUUAUCUCAAGUAUCUGAACGGGGCGGCGGCGGUGGUUUAUGGGAUUCCUUGUUAUCUGGAGUAG
Messenger RNA from Didymella exigua CBS 183.55, 6537 nucleotides. RefSeq lists its product as uncharacterized. The record is from RefSeq and is a predicted model, not a curated record. NCBI's taxonomy places the organism in Eukaryota, Fungi, Ascomycota, Dothideomycetes, Pleosporales, Didymellaceae. The transcript is spliced from 3 exons. The coding region runs from base 1 to 6537 and encodes 2178 amino acids. Gene Ontology annotation, biological process: meiotic chromosome separation; proteolysis. Gene Ontology annotation, molecular function: protein binding; cysteine-type endopeptidase activity. Gene Ontology annotation, cellular component: mitotic spindle; mitotic spindle pole body; cytoplasm.